Messenger RNA from Dermatophagoides pteronyssinus (European house dust mite), 7435 nucleotides. It is a transcript of the gene E(bx), whose product is annotated as nucleosome-remodeling factor subunit NURF301 E(bx). Gene Ontology annotation, cellular component: NURF complex. The record is from RefSeq and is a predicted model, not a curated record. Gene Ontology annotation, molecular function: RNA polymerase II cis-regulatory region sequence-specific DNA binding. NCBI's taxonomy places the organism in Eukaryota, Metazoa, Arthropoda, Arachnida, Sarcoptiformes, Pyroglyphidae. Gene Ontology annotation, biological process: regulation of transcription by RNA polymerase II.
UUUUUUGUUUCUAUUGUGAAGAAUAAUUGAUCAAUUCGUUGGGAAAUUGUAAAAAUCGAUCCAAAAGCGAUAAACAAAACUUAAAAAUCGGUGAAGAUUGAACGAGCGACAGUGUUGAUAUUCAUCAAUCAAGUGACUGUGGUAACUGGCAACCAAAAUUUUAUCAUCGACUUCGAUUACGACUUGGCCCCUACUUCCACACACUUUUCAUCAAAUUGAUUAUUUGAAUAUUUUUGAAUCAAAUAUUUUUAUCGAUAAAUUUUAAUUAUCUGUUCGUCAUGCGUAACCAUCGUCCGCGAAAACGUGGACGCCCACCAAAAAUUCAACCAAAUAAUAAUAAUAAAUAUUUGAAUGCAAAAACCAAUAAACUAAUUGUCGAUGAUGAUGAUGAAGAUUCAAAUCAUAGUUCAUCUACAACGAAUACAUCAAGAUCAUCUGGUACGAAUAAUAAAUAUCAAACACGUUCAAGCCGACGAUCAUCAACACGGUUGAACAGUGUGACUGUAGAAUCGACGAAAAAACGUGGCCGUAAACGUAAAAAAACCGAAAGUGAAGAUGAAUUAUGUGAUGAUGAAUAUUAUUAUGAAGAACCAGCAACACAAAGUGAUGAUGAUAUUGAAGAUUCGGAUAAAGAUAAUGAUGACGGUGAUGAUAAUGAUGAUGAUGUGAAUGAAUUAGAUGAAUUCGAAGAAGAAGAAUUAGAAGAAGAAAUUGAAGAUGAAAAAGAAGAAACCGGUAAACGACGUGGAAGACCACCACGUGAAAAAGCACCUGUUUAUCUUGAUGAUCAAGAAGUACCAGAAUUAUUGUUACCAUCUUCAUCUGAAGAUUUACUUAUAUCGGGUAGUGAGUUGAUUCGUGCACUAAGUAUUUAUGAAAUUUUACGACAUUUUAGUAAUGCUUUACGAUUAUCACCAUUUCGUUUUGAAGAUUUUUGCAUAGCACUUUUAAUUGAUGAACAAACAUAUUUAUUAUCCGAAAUUCAUAUUCAAUUAUUGAAAGCUUUGAUUCGUGAAGAUGAUUUGAUCGGUACACAACAUGGACCACAAGAUAUUCGAGAUUCUAUUAACGUUUACCUAUAUCUUUGUGAUCAUGUUACAUGGCCUGAAGUGCUUCGAAUUUAUCUUUCAUCUGAUUAUAAGAAAAAUAAGCCCAUCAUGGAUAAAUGUUUAAAUGAUACCUAUCCAUUCACCAGUCUAGAUAAAAAAUUAAUUCUUCUCCAACAUUUAUGUGAUGAUUUUCUCAACACACAAGUUGUAAAGGAUGCAAUCAAUUCGGAGGGAAAGCUUGAUCAUGAUGAACAUUGUCGUUCAUGUCACAAAAAUGGUGAAAUGUUAAUGUGUGAUACAUGCCCGGCAGUAUUUCAUUUAUCCUGUCUGGAUCCUCCAUUGAAACAAGUUCCCGAACAGGAAUGGUUUUGUCCAAUUUGUAAACAAAAUCAGGUGAUGGGCGUAACCGAUUGUGUUAAUGAAUAUGAACGUCAAAUGCCACGACAAGAACCGAUUGGUUGGGAUCGUCAUGGUCGACAGUAUUGGUUCCUCGCUCGUCGUAUCAUUGUUGAAGAUAUUAAAACCGAUAAAGUUUCUUAUUAUAGUACCCGAUUACAAUUCGAUGAACUACUCGACUGCCUUGAUGAUGAAAUGUAUGAAUCGGAUUUGUGUAAAACGUUAUCCGAAUUGCAAGAAGAUAUCUAUCGGCAAAUGAGCAUCACUGAAAAACUCACCAAAAUAGCCAAAGGUUCUCGAAAAAGCUAUCUCGAAGUGAUCAAUGAAGAAUUGUACCUCAAACGAUCUUCAAAAUUGAAAUCAGAAGCGACAGAUUCUGAUCAGUUAACAAUCGAUGAAAAAAUAGCCCAAUUGGAAGUAAAAUUAGCCGUUGAUGAAGAAGAUUUGAGAGGUGGUGGUAUGCAAACUAGACUAAAAACUGGUACCUUGCCACAAAAACCACUGGCAAUGAAUCCGUUACGAAAUCAUACCAGUCUUUAUAAUACGAUUCAAGCAUUCCGUGAUGAAGACACCGUAAUAAUCAUAGCAGAUGAUGAAAAAACUUUAACUCGUACUCAACGACGAGCAUUGCCUGUAUCAUAUUUUCAGAUGAAUUUGUUCAAUCUUGGUUUCGAAGGAAAUUAUCGUAAUUAUCAGAAUAUUUAUAGUUUAAUACCGAUGGCUUUGAGUCGAAAUCAGGUGCAAGAUGAUCGUGAUCGUCGAAGGCAUUUAAGUCAUAAAUUCAGUUUAACACCUAUGUCCGAUUUAAAAUGGGCUUCAUAUAAUCAGGUUGUAACGGCAGCACCUGUUACAACAGCACACGGACCAAAGCCAAUGUUGAUUAAUACGUUACGACAAGCUUUAUUGCAAUUUGAAUUGAAUUUUAUCAAUCCUUUCAUGCAUCCAAAUUGGAAACGUCAUCGAGACAAUUGGAUCAAAGCAGUGAAGAUCUGUUCAGAGCCUAGAGAAUUUGGUUUAGCAUUAUACAUCUUGGAAUCUUCCAUGAAACCAGUGUUAUUCAACAGCUCCUUCAAUGAUCUACUGGGUUUUACUGUUCUUCAACGUACCACUCAAUUGGAACGUGAUGAAUUGAAAAAGAAAGAAAAGAAAAGUGGUCGUUCUGCUGCUGCUGCUGCAGUUUUUGAUGUGUCCGAAUUGAUGUCGAGUAUGUUGGACCCGAACGAUUCAUCCUUAGCAUCAAAAUAUAAUCCAUUAGGUGGUGCAGGCGUCAAAUUAGUCAAUGGAAAAUUGCGACAUCAGAUAUGGAAACAAAAAGGUGAAGAAUAUCGGCUAUCCGGAGUCGGCGGUUGGUUUUGGCUGAAUAGCAUACGAAAUUCAUACAAAGUGGCUAAAUGUUAUAUGGAACAAGAUUUGUCAACAAUAUCUAAUGAAGAAAAUAGUGAUUGCUUAAAAGAAGAAAAAAGUGACAAUAACAACAACAAUAAUGAAAAUGUUGAAAUGAAAGAUGAAAGCAAUGAUGAAAAAAUUGUUGAAAAUUCCAAUAUCAACAUGCAAACUGAUGAUGAAAUUGAUUAUAAAAAUGAUGAAAAUUUUAUUGUUAAUAUUUCUGAAUUUUUGACGACGAAAAAUUCGUUAAAACGAAAACUUUAUUAUCCAAAAAUUUUUAAAGAAUCAAAAUUGGAUAAACUUUUAUCGCUUCGUAUGGCUCAGCUAGAAUUCGAGCGUAAACAUAAAAAAGAUGAUGGUAAUGAUGAAAAGAAAAAUGUUUUGAUUAAACCGAAAUUACAGCCACCAAUUACAUCAAUAUCGACCACAUCAUCAACUUGUUAUUCAAUUAGCUGUGAUUCGAAUUCUCAACUUCCUUCUUCUUCUCAGAAUCAUUCUUGUUAUUCACCACUUUGUUCUUAUUUAUCAAAAAAUCAAAAUCUUAUAAAUGAAAAUUGUUCAUUAAUUAAAGAAGAAGAAAUGGUUUUUGAAGAUCUUACCGAACCAGUUGAACUGAAGAAGAUUAUCAGUGUUGAUGGUGUCGAACAAUUUGCAAAAAAAGUUGUUCCGUUUAUUAGCAAAGGACAACUACCACCAAGUACUCGUUUCACUAAUGGAAAAUUUAAAUCGAUUUUUAUACCAUUGAAUUAUGAACUUCGUCAACUUGGAAGAUCUGGUGGCCAAUAUGAAGUUUUUGGUUUUAAUUAUAAUGCCAAAAUCAAUCCAUCAAUAUGGCCAUAUGGUUUAACACCACGACCAUCUUUUCGAACAACUUGGCUUUAUCGUGUGUACAAUUUACCUACAUUACAUUGUGUAGCUUUACAGCUUCGUGUUCUAUGGGCGUCAGUUCGCUGGGAUGAUUUAGCACAAAAACCACCCAUUUCUGGCACGAAUACUAUCACCACUGAUGUUGAUGUUCAAACAGUCGAAAUCCUUAAGAGAAGAGAUAUACCACCGUUUGGUUUACGUUCCGAAUAUCGUAUCAGAAAAAUUACUGUUCCAAUUGAUGUUCCUAUUUAUCGUACACGUGAGAUUUCAACACCAAAUCGUAGUGGAUUACGUGAACGACGACGACCUGAAUCACCACAGAACAAAGGUCCACGAAUGGAUGAAAAUUGGAUUCGCGAAGAAGAAUUAGAAUUAUGGGAAAUCAAGCAAUUCAAUGAUAAACAGAUUCAAUUAGCACGACAAAAAGCUAUUCAAGAACAGCGUCAAAAAGAAAUGGAAAUGAAAAGAAAAUUACAAGAAACAGGAAGCCUUCAUAAUAAAACAUCAGUUGAUACUGUCAGAUUUGUUAAUGGCGGUAAUAUUAAUUUGACCACAACGCCCUCUAAAUCAUUAUCGGCAAAAUUCUCGACUUUGAUCACAAAUCGUACACCACCAAAACUCACUACAUCUCAAUCUACUUCUCAUCCGACCAUUGCUACAUUGAAUACGGUUCCAUAUGGAUCAACAAUUCACACCUCGAAUGGUCCGUUAGUCCGAUUACAAACAACAAGUGGUACUAAACCAUCACCUCAGCUUUUUAUACGUGCAGGAAAUAAUUUCCAAUUGCUUACAUCAACGGCUAAUCCUGUAACACCAAAUCGAACACAAACAUACAUUGUGCGAACGCCAAUAAGUUCAACUGGUGGGACAGCCACUUCAGGUCGACCAAUUUUCAUUUCAAAUACUUUGAAUACAUCACCGAUGAUACGAUCAGUGAAUACGAUUCAUUCGAAUAUUCGACAUUCGAUACCAAUUAUUGCCACCAAUUGUCCCAAAAAAAUAUCAACAGCGACAACCGUAAAUGCUAUAUUGACAACAAAUACAUUAAAAACAGUAGCUACAACUACUACGGCAACAAAUUUGACAACUACAUCAUCAUCAUCAUCAUCAUCAACUCCAUCAACAGUUUUGCCAACGAUCAACGUUGCAGGAAACAAUAAUAAAAAUAUUACUUGUCUACCAUUAAAAUUAAGUGAUGGCCGAACACAUUAUGUUCCUUUAAGUUCAUUACAAACAGCUGCCGGUUCCAAUCAAACCUUGCAAAUUGCUUUGAAUUCCAACAAUCAUAUUCGUUUUGUGACGGCUAAGUCAAUUAUUAAUCCAACAAAUCCAUCAUCUUCAGAUGCAUUUGGAUCUACGACUAAUCCAACUACUAGUAUUAGUGGUGAUAAUCAAUCAAGAACGAUCAUCGUUGCAAGUAGUAACAAUUCAGUGUUACCGACAACAACCCCACUCAAUACAAUCGUCUUGACACAUGCGAAUAAUCAAAAAGUUAUACUACAUUCAGCGGCUCCUACGACAACGCCAACGGUGAACCAAAUGGGAAUCAAAACUGUUCAAAUUGGUAAUAAUCCAUCAUCGACGAUGUUGACCAAAAAUCCGAUCAUAGUUCGUAAUCCGAAUGUUGUGACCACUGGUCAGCAAACUGAUCCGAUUCCCGCAUCGACAUUAUCGAAAGCAGCUAUUAUUAAUAUAUCGAGUGAUUUGAACAAAGAAUCAGAAGAGAAAAAUUUUGUAGUGACAGCAGAAAUGACACAAGAUAUUGUCCGAAAAGCUUUGAUGAAUCCAAAUGUAGCUCCAGAGAUUGCACAAAAAUUAUUAGCAUUACAAAAACAUCAUCAAGAACAAGCCGAUUCUCCACAUCAUUCACAGUUAAAUCAACAGCAAUCAAUUGCAUCUAGAAAUGAUAUUCCAUCUAAUCAUCGAACAAAUAACCGAUCAUCAUCAAGAAGUUCUCGUUAUUCUCGAUCCAAAUAUGAUAAUGAUAGUGAUUUCAUCUACGAAUAUCCACAGCCAGAACGACAUAGCAGAGUUUCUCGUAUUAUUCGCGAUGAAAAGGAAGAUGUCGAAAGAAUUUGCUCGAAUAUUAUUAAACAGAUGGUUGAUAAGAUUGAAAAAGAGGAACGUUCAACGAAACAUAAAGAAGUAAUGGCCGAAAGAAGACACAAAAAGGCUAUACAAAUGAAAAUCAAAUAUCGACAGAAUCAUAUCGAAGUCAUUCGAAGAAAUAUUUCUCGUCGAAAAUCUGUUUUUAAUCAACAUAUAAAAUGUAUGGUCGAACAGGAAAUUGAUGAAAAAUUAAAACAAGCUAAGCAAAAAUUAAUUACGCCAGUCAAGCCGAUGGUGAAAGCAUCAUCAAAUACACAGACUAUUAAUCAUUCGAAUAAUGUUAAAGUAACGAUCACUGGUGUUAAACAUAAACUCGAUAGUAAAGAUCAUGAUACAAGCAAAUCCAAUAGUUCCUCAUCAGUAACAACACCAGAAUCUGAAACUCGAACAAACAAACGACCACGUUUGACCGUUUCCAAUAGUGGUCAUAAAUCAUCAUCAAAUACUGUUGAUUCAUCAAUGUUGAAUAAUGUUAACAACGUUGGAAAAAGUCCACAUCAAGCAAAUCAAACACCUAAAAAAUCACCAAAAAAUAAAACAUCAGCAACUUAUUGUAUUUGCAAUCGAACCGAUGAUAAAUCGAUGAUGAUCGCUUGUGAUGAUUGUGGACACUGGUAUCAUAUCAAAUGUAUCGGCAUGGAGAAACAAGAAGCAGAUAAUAUGGAACAAUAUUUUUGCUCAGAUUGUAAAAAUCGAAAUCCGAAAUCAAAUGAUAAUAGUCAUCAAAGUAAAAAAUCUAAUUCAUUAUCAAACAGUAAAUCAAGUCCACGAUCAGCGAACGUACAACGAAAAUCUGGUCCGGGACGUAAACCUAAACAUCACCGUGCAGCAAAUAAUAACAGUAAUAACAGCAUCAGCAAUGAUACAGUCGAUAAUCAUAAUGUAGUAAUUGAACAGGAUGAUAAUGGUGAUGAUAAAGAAUAUUGUUUUUGUCAUGAAAAAUAUGAAAGCGACAAAUUUUACAUCUGCUGUGACCAAUGCAAUGAUUGGUUUCAUGGUCGCUGUGUUGGAGUAACCAGUAUUCGUGCCGAUCAAAUUGAUGAAUACUUUUGUCCACGAUGUCAAGGUGAAGAAUCCAAAAGUUAUCGAAAUAUCCGACCACUUGUUGAUGCUGAUUUUCAACGAAUGGAAAAAAUUGUUAAAACUGUCAAGUCACAUCGAAGUUCGUGGCCAUUUUUAAAACCUGUUGAUGGAAAACAAGUUCCCGAUUAUUAUACAGUUAUUAAAGAGCCAAUGGAUCUUCAACAAAUUUCAAAUCAAAUUAGUGGCCGUCAUUAUAAACGAUUUACUGAAUUUAUUUAUGAUAUGCAUAAAAUAUUCGAUAAUUGUCGAUAUUAUAAUGAACCAAAUUCACAAUAUUGUUUUUUCGCCAAUACAUUGGAAGAAGUCUUUGAACGAAAAUUACGAGAACUGAAAGAUUGAUUAAAAAUCGAAUGAUAAUGAAUAAUUGAAAACAAAUGAUUCCGAAAUAAUCUGUGGAUUAUGUAAAUGUAACGAUACAUUCAGAUUCGACAGGAAAUGCAUACAUCACACUCACACACACAUGAGUUGAUACAUUUUAUAAAACAUUUUUUGUUGUUUAACAUGAAAAUAUCUUUCCUUUUUUUCUAUCACUUUAUAAAAAUAUU